Messenger RNA from Lethenteron reissneri (Far Eastern brook lamprey), 1541 nucleotides. RefSeq names its product diacylglycerol kinase epsilon-like. Gene Ontology annotation, molecular function: ATP-dependent diacylglycerol kinase activity. Lineage: Eukaryota; Metazoa; Chordata; Hyperoartia; Petromyzontiformes; Petromyzontidae. The record is from RefSeq and is a predicted model, not a curated record. Gene Ontology annotation, cellular component: membrane. Gene Ontology annotation, biological process: signal transduction.
UGCAGCCCCUCACCGCCUUCACUCCCUGCGUGUGUGUCAGUCAGUGUCUGUGUGCGUCAGGCAGUCUCGCCACCUGUGUGUGUGUGUCAGUCAGUGUCACUCCCUGUGUGUGUGUCUGUGUUUGUGUGUGUGUGUCUGUGUGUGUCAGGCAGUCUCACCGCCUGUGUGUGGGAGCGGUGGCGCAGCGGUUAGCGCUACGAACCCGAGUUCGAAUCCCGGCCACGGCCACCGAUACCAGUGACGAUUUAAUCUGAACCGGUCCUGGGCCUCCCCUAGGUCGACUCAGCCUAAAAUGAGUACCCGGCGCGCUGCGUAGUAAACAUCGCCACUGGGGGGAGACAAAGGCGGCCGGGCGUGGUGCUGGCCACCCACCCCCUCGUGUGCCACAGUGCCGGCAGCACUUGCCCCUGCAAUCUGCUAGAGGCUACACGGGGGACCUUUGUCUGUGUGCGCGUGCGUGCUGCUCCGAUCCCAAUCCGGAUUCUCUCUCCGCCGUCUCCUCCGCCUCCUCCUCCUCCUCGCAUCGGCGACGGCGCCAUCUUACUCGGGCCACCCGUGGCCCCCGCUGGGUCCGUCACGUGACCUACUCCUCCUCCUGCCGGCAGCGAGGCUCGAAGUGCACCUAGCCUGGCACGGGCGCCGUGGUGACGUCGCCGCCCGCCACUAGCUGUACGCUGGUCACCUCGUCGCCCCCCCCCUCUUCGCUCCGCGCCGUCGCCAUGGAGAACGCCCCCCCCGCGGCCCCCCCUCUGGAAGCCCCCCCCGUCUCGCUGGGCCUGUCGGCCGUGGCGCUGUGGACGUGCGUGGCCGUGGCGUCGCCCGUCCUGCUCACGCUGCUCUACCGCCUCUACCGCCGCCGGUGGCCCCCGCGGGCCCACGGGGGCCUCCACGCGGCACCGCGGCGGCGCCGGCGGCAACAGCCGAGGUGGAGGCGGCGGCCGCCAUCGUCGCCGGCGGCGGAGGGCGUCAAGGAAAAGGAUGAGGGGGAGAAACCGGCGGCGACGGAGGAGGAGGAGGUGUGGGAAGAGGAGGAGGAGGAUGAGGACGACUCUCGGCACUCGUGGGACGAGGUGGAGCUGUUUGGCCGCCCGGCCUUCUGCUGCGUGUGUGCGCAGUCGGCCCUGCUGCACGUCUCCUGCUGCCACACCUGCGGCCUGUGCGCCCACGGAGCCUGCGUGGCCACGGCCGAGGGCACCCUGCGCUGCAAGGCGAGGUGCUCCCCGGCUCCCGGCGGGCGCAUGCGCCACCUGUGGGUGCGCGGCGCCGUGCCGCUGUGCUCCGCGUGCGCCGCGUGCGGCGCGCCGUGCGGCGCCGAGCCGCGGCUGUGCGACGCUCGCUGCGCCUGGUGCCGGCGCUGCGUGCACGACGCCUGCCGGCCCCGCGGCCGCGGCGGCGACGCGGAAGGCCGCGAUGGCGGUGACGGCGGCGACGGCGGCGGUGACGACGGUGACGACGGCGAGGACGACGUGUGCGACCUGGGCCCGCUGCGUGGAGUCAUCAUCCCGCCACCCACCCUCCACGCGGCGCUACGGCAGCGAUAG